This is a messenger RNA of Monascus purpureus, 1073 nucleotides long. The record is from the annotation of a GenBank genome assembly. NCBI's taxonomy places the organism in Eukaryota, Fungi, Ascomycota, Eurotiomycetes, Eurotiales, Aspergillaceae.
CUUCAGUUCAACAUUCCAACGCUCUCAGCAAGAUAAUCUAGUCAUAAUGGCUGACGUUCCUCUGACAAAAGAGAUUUUCCACUAUGCACAGGAACAUGUCCUCCAAUCCGUCUCCGUAACGACAUGGCCAUCUGCCAGCGAUGCUGGCUACUGGGUGAUCUACAUCCACGGAGGCGCCUGGCGCGACCCAACCGAGACAUCCUCCGCCUUUGACCUAGCAUCAUCCAUCCUCCUCGCCAACCCAGAAACAACUCGAACACCCAGUGAAGGCAAAGGGACACUGGCAUCCAUAAAAGGUCUUGCGUCCAUUUCGUACCGGCUCAGUGCACACCCGAACUUCCCCCAAGACCGUACAAGCACACCCGUCAACGAGUUCAGAUAUGCCAAACAUCCCGAUCACGUUAGCGACGUGGCAGCGGCUGUGUCGUUCUUGCAGCAGAAGUACAGGUUCAGAGAGAGGUAUAUACUCGUUGGACAUAGUUGUGGGGCAACAAUGGCGUUUCAGUGCGUGAUGUCUGGUGUGGCUAAGGGACUUGUUGCUGCGGGUCAACCUACAGCUAUACUGGGUGUGGCGGGUAUAUAUGAUCUUAGCCUAUUGAGGGAUAAACAUAGUCAUAUUUUGGCGUAUCAGGAUUUCAUUGAGGGUGCGUUUGGGAAGGAUGAGAUGGGUGUCUGGGAUGCUGUGUCGCCGGCUCGUGUGAAGGGAGAGGAUGGGGUUGAAACGGGGUGGGAGGGUGGAAGGCUUGCUGUUCUGGCUAGAUCUGUGGAUGAUGAAUUGGUGGAUUCUAGUCAGGUCGAGGCCAUGGGAGAGACGCUGGCGUAUUGGGAAAAGGCUGGUUCCCAGGGCAAAAGGAAGGUCGUCGUACUUCCGCUCCACGGUACUCAUGAUGAUGCCUGGAAAAAGGGCGAGGAACUGGCCAGGGCUAUCACCGUUGCACUGCGAGAGUUGCAGACAAUGGGACUAGGCUGGUCGCCUUGAUGGCACGUUACAUCUGCCACGAGGUACGGAUGGUAAUGAACCUGUACAUACAUGAUACAUCGCUUUACUUUAUUCCACCAUGAUAUCGACUGGG